Lodderomyces jiufengensis is the source of this 1587-nucleotide messenger RNA. RefSeq lists its product as uncharacterized. The record is from RefSeq and is a predicted model, not a curated record. The coding region runs from base 1 to 1587 and encodes 528 amino acids. The transcript has a single exon. NCBI's taxonomy places the organism in Eukaryota, Fungi, Ascomycota, Pichiomycetes, Serinales, Debaryomycetaceae.
AUGCAAAAUCAAAAUUAUGAUCUUGACUUACACAAAGAUCCAUUAAAUGUAACAAAUUUAGAAGAUUUGUUAGAUCAAUAUCAACAACAAGCAAAAGAAGAUGAUAAAUUAUUAAAACAUUAUGGUAAUCAAGUUAAUAAUGUAUUUAAAAUAGUUCGUUCUUUACAUAAUGAUGAGUUUCAAGAUUUUUCAAAUUUUAGAACUGAAGUACCAUUAAGUUCUAUCAAAUUGCUAGCGUUACAAUUAAAUAAGUUGAAAAUUUUGGAUUUAAAAUAUAGAAAUGAAUCAAUUGAUCAUAAAAUUCAACAAUUGUCUAAAAGAAACAUCAAAUUAACUAAAGAUAAUAAAGAUAUAGAAAAUCAAAUAGAUUCAUUAAGAUUAAAACUUUUAAAAAAGGAAUCAAAUCUAAUAAAAAAUUACGAAAAUGAACUUUUAAAAUUAAACAACAAUAUUCAAGAUUACGAAACAGUUAAAAUCCAACAAGUAAUUACUCAAUCUCAUAAGCUCCAACUAAACCAAUUCCGUAUACUUAUCGAUUCAACAUUACAAAAAUCAGAUAAGAAAUUAAAGUUGGGUUAUCAACCUAUCCUUAAAAUUCAAGAAUUUUUAGGUUAUAAUUUAUUGUCAAUAAAUCAAUUUUUAGAAAGAUUAAUAAAUUUUCAAAUUCAACUUAAUUCUAUUUUUAGAUUGAAAUUACCUUAUUUAAUUCAAUUAGCAAAAUAUUUACCAGAUUCUAAAUUUUUUGAUCUUCUCAAGAGAAAAGAAAUGAUGAUCACGGGUGAAUAUCAACAACAACAACAACAAAAACAACAACAUCAUCAUCAUCAACAACAACCAUCCCCGCCAAAACAACCAACUUCAGAAAACUUCUACGAAGAACCACCACCCCAAUCACAAGAUCCAAAACCAAAAGAAAUAUCAAACGUAACUGAAAAAAUCAUAAAAUUAGGAGAAGAAUAUCAACUUCCAUUAUCUUCAAAAACAUUAAAUUAUCAAAGAAGAGUAGCUAGAUCUUCAUCAGUUACAUCAAUUGAUCCAGCAGAAUUUAAUAGUAUUCCUACUAUAAGAGAAAAUUCUUCUCCUAUUUCAACAAACACCAAGAAAAUAACUAUUCCACAUAAAAUCAUUAAUAAACCAUUUAAUAAAUUAUCUAUAAAAGAUUUCAUUGAAUUUCUUGUAAUUAUAGUGAAAAUCAUAAUUAAUUUCCAAAUCAUUCUUAAAUACUUUCAAGUAAAUACAGAUCAAUAUAAAUUAGAAGAUUGGUGCGAUAUAGAAUUAAUUCUAUCAGAAAUCCACAAUUACAGUAACAGUAACUUAAAUCUACGACUUAACUCAACAGAUUCAAAAUCUUCAAUAAAAACCAAAAAUUUCCAACAAGUAUUAGAACAAGUUUAUUCAUUAAUAAUAAAAUCAUCAUAUGCUGAAAAAUAUCACACAAGUAAUAAAAUUUUAAAUUUACAAAAUUUAAAAUUUCAAAAUUUAUUUUUAAAUCAACUGAAUUCUUUAAAGUUUUAUGAUGAUGAUGAAUUUGAUGAAUUUGAAAUUAAUAAUAAAGAUGAAUGGGAUUUAAUUAGUGAGAUUUUAUAA